Molecule: messenger RNA, 1443 nt
Organism: Lachancea dasiensis
Lineage: Eukaryota; Fungi; Ascomycota; Saccharomycetes; Saccharomycetales; Saccharomycetaceae
Source: the annotation of a GenBank genome assembly
AUGAAUUUCUACCGAGAUGCUUCUUGGGUAUUGGAAUAUGUGGAGAAAACUGAAUCAAAGGGCCGAGUGGCCGGGUCUCUGCAAACCUUAGUGCUACAAUCCUGUAAGAAAUACAAAUUAAAAACAAACCCCAAACACAUUUACGCUGCUGUGAGCUCAUGCUGGCACUACAGGGAGUUUUUAGACAGGAUUUUGCAACGUUCCGGGAUCUUGAAAGAUGUUCCAAACAAGAAGGGACAACCUGCUUUUAGUAAGUAUACUAUCAAGCUACUUGUUCAUGACCUCUUAUUUUCAAAGAACAAACGGAUUCAAAUGGGAAAGCACCCAGUUAAAGACUUUGUCCUUAAGCACAAGACGAGAUUGAAUAGUGAGUUGGUUCGCCUCAAACUCAAGCUGAAAGUUACUGAUCUCAAGCAGCUGAUAAAGGAUGACGCUACUGAUAUAACCCCGGUAAGGUGGAUUAGAAUCAACCCGGUACGAUCUCGCGACAAACAAAAGGAAGUCCUCGCAGAACUGGAAAAGAAAUUCCCCACAAAAGUAUCGAGCUGGGCCGAGAUAGUGCCGGGAACGAUCUAUCAUGAUGAGUAUGUGCCCAAUCUCUUCGGUGUGCAUCCGGGGGACAAGAUCACUUCACAUGAGUUGUACAAAACAGGUAAGGUCAUCAUUCAAGACCGCGCCUCUUGCUUUCCAGCCCAUAUUCUAAACCCUUCGAAGGAUGAUAUAAUUAUCGAUGCUUGUGCCGCGCCCGGAAACAAAACUACACACGUUGCAGCCCAUAUAUUCCAAGACCAAAGUCCCGAAGGGGCUCAGAUUCAUGCUUUUGAGAAGGACCCGGAAAGAGCCAACACACUGCGUACCAUGAUAAAGACUGCAGGCUGCUCGAAAGGCAUUGACGUUCAUGUGGGGGAUUUCACGAAAAUUGCCAAGCCGGCUUCUUUUCCAGGUGUGACCGGUUUUAUCGUUGACCCAAGCUGUUCGGGCAGUGGUAUCUUUGGGCGUAAGAACAUGGAUUAUCAUAACAAGAAUAAAGAAGAAUCCAUUAAUGUCGCGCCGGAAGAAGAAGUCGCCGAAGAUAUAGCCGACAAAGACCUUAAGGAUAGGCUAAGCAAAUUGUCCUCUUUUCAAUUCGAAAUUGUAAGAUAUGCGCUUUCCUUCCCUAGCGCCAAGAAACUCGUCUACAGCACAUGUUCGGUUCACGCGGAAGAAAAUGAACGCAUCGUUAUUGAUUUGUUGUUAGAUUCAAAGGUAAAGGAAUGGGGCUGGCGCGUAAGGAAAAGAGCGGGCGUUAUACCAGCUUGGCCAAGAAGAGGAUUUUUGAAUGAAUUCGAAGAAGUAUUCCGUGACAAGCAAGAGGCACAGGACUUGGCCGAGGGAUGUAUUCGUGUUUUGCCAAGAGAAGACGGAGGUAUCGGCUUUUUUGCAGUUUGCUUCGAGCGUGAUUAG